Sphaerodactylus townsendi is the source of this 2358-nucleotide messenger RNA. RefSeq names its product PAS domain containing repressor 1 (gene PASD1). The transcript has 19 exons. Bases 448 to 2358 code for a protein of 636 amino acids. Gene Ontology annotation, biological process: regulation of transcription by RNA polymerase II; circadian regulation of gene expression. The record is from RefSeq and is a predicted model, not a curated record. Gene Ontology annotation, cellular component: nucleus; CLOCK-BMAL transcription complex; cytoplasm. NCBI's taxonomy places the organism in Eukaryota, Metazoa, Chordata, Lepidosauria, Squamata, Sphaerodactylidae. Gene Ontology annotation, molecular function: protein dimerization activity; RNA polymerase II cis-regulatory region sequence-specific DNA binding; DNA-binding transcription factor activity, RNA polymerase II-specific.
UCAGCCAAACCGCCUGUCGCUGCUGCUGCUCCCUCGUUUUUUGAGCCAACCCCCUCCGCCUUCAGCUUCUGGCGCUCUGGGUUUUUGCCACUUCUGGAAGGAUUUCUAAAAAACGUAUUAUUAUUAUUAUUAUUCGCUUUUCCUUGCAUCACAGGGGAAGCCGGGAUUUCAAGAUGCUAUGGUUUAUUUUCCUGGAGCUUGACAAGGAACUGAGGACUUCUGCUGCUGGUCGGGCAUCAUCUUAAGAGAGAAGCUGGAGAUUUUGCAAAGAUCACUGAAAUAACAAACGCGAAGUGCUUUGAACACUUAGAAGUGCCAUGUAAAUGGAUUCAUUUCUCCCUACUCUAUAUUUUCAUGCUGUUAACAAGACAUACUUUCCAUACCCUGCCAGUCUGGACUGAUGAAUCUAAGGGAUAAAACAGAAUUCUAUACUGUGUAAACGAGCUGAUGGACGAAGAUGAGAAGGACAGGGCAAAGAGGGCAUCACGCAACAAGUCAGAGAAGAAGAGAAGAGAUCAGUUCAAUGUCCUUAUCAAGGAGCUGUGCACCAUGUUGCAGGGCCAGGGCCAUCCUCUCAAGAUGGACAAGUCCACCAUAUUGCAGAGGACCAUCGACUUCCUACAGAAGCAGAAAGAAAUCACAGCACAGACAGAGGCCUGUGAGAUUAGACAAGACUGGAAGCCUUCGUUUCUUAGCAAUGAGGAGUUUACCCAGUUGAUGUUAGAGGCAUUAGAUGGGUUUCUCAUUGCACUAACCACUGAUGGGAUUAUUAUUUAUGUAUCUGAUAGUGUCUCGUCUCUUCUUGGGCAUUUACCGUCAGAUUUGGUGGACCAAAAUAUAUUAAACUUCCUGCCUCAGUGUGAACAGAGUGAUGUAUAUAAACUUCUUUCCCCACAUAUGCUUGUGACAGACCCUGUGGCAGCAGAUUUCCUAAACACUGAAAAGCAGACAGAAUUUUGUUGUCAUUUAGCCCGAGGAAACUUAGAUCCAAAUGAACCCAUUACAUAUGAAUAUGUGAAAUUUGUAGUGGAUUUCAAAUAUUUUACUCAUGUGCCUACAUCCUCUUACAAUGGGUUUGAAUCUGCCAUUGCACGAGUAUUCCGGUCAGCCAAUGAAGAGCAGGUCUGCCUGGUAGCCACAGUCCGUCUUGUUACUCCACAAUUCUUAAAGGAACUUUGUAACGUGGAAGAACCUUGUGAAGAAUUCACAUCAAGGCACAGUCUGGAAUGGAAAUUUUUAUUUCUAGACCACAGAGCCCCACCUAUUAUAGGUUACUUACCCUUCGAGGUGCUCGGGACUUCAGGUUAUGACUAUUACCAUGCUGAUGACCUGGAGAUUCUUGCUAGGUGCCAUGAACACUUGAUGCAGUUUGGAAAAGGAAAGUCUUGCUACUAUAGAUUCUUGACCAAGGGCCAGCAGUGGAUAUGGCUACAAACACAUUAUUACAUCACUUACCACCAGUGGACCUCCAAGCCCGAGUUUAUUGUCUGUACCCACACGGUAAUUAGUUAUGCUGAGGUUCGAGCAGAAAGAAGAAGAGAUCUUGGCCUUGAAGAGUCGUCCAUCGAACUAGCGUCUUCAUCUUUGAAGAGUCAUGGAAGUUUCAUUGAUAUCCGGCAGUGUGUCACCGGCCAGGAGCCCAGUCGGGACAGGGUGUCUGUGUCAUCUCCUAGUUCCCGCCGAUCCUCGCACACGGCACUCUCUGACUCUGCAUCCACAUCAUCCAUCCGGCACACCGAUGCCAGCACCCCUACCAGACAGUCAUUACCCAUGUCUGACAAGGCGCCUCUCCGGCUGGCUUCAAGCAGCAGCACACAGGGCAUAAUAACCCCUCAAAUGCCCGCUGAGCAUCUCACACAGCAUCACAUGGCCCAGCCCACGGUUCCCUCACAGCAAGCGGUUAUGCCCAUUUAUCACUUCCCAGCCCAGAUAGGGAUGAUGCAUCAGCUGAAGGAGCAGCUGGAGGAGAGGACCCGCAUCCUGCAAGCCGACAUCAAGACGCAGCAAGAGGAGCUGCACGUCAUCAAAGAGCAGCUUCUGCUAGUGCAUGAUUCCAACCUGCAGAUGAUGAUGCAACAGCCGAUGCCGAUGGUCUUCAACAACAUGCAGCAACCCCAGAACUCACGGCGGCCUUCUCAGCAACAAGCAGCAGCAACAGGGAGCAGGCAUGGAGCGGCCCCCAAGAAGUCUCAGCAGCAAGGCCUUAUGGGAGCCAAGCAGUACUGUGGCACGCCCUUGCCCUCGCCACAGCAAUUCCUCAGGAACAACCAGCCACGUAUUCCCAGGACCAUUUACACUUUAACAUGGAGUACCAGAUUAAUUGCUUUCUUUCACCAAGAAUGCCCUCGCAGCUCUUAA